Molecule: messenger RNA, 1118 nt
Organism: Penicillium hordei
Lineage: Eukaryota; Fungi; Ascomycota; Eurotiomycetes; Eurotiales; Aspergillaceae
Product: 40S ribosomal eS7 domain-containing protein
Exons: 4
Coding region: 1-780 (259 amino acids)
Biological process (GO): translation; ribosomal small subunit biogenesis; rRNA processing
Cellular component (GO): small-subunit processome; ribosome; 90S preribosome
Molecular function (GO): structural constituent of ribosome
Source: RefSeq, a predicted model, not a curated record
AUGAAGAGUAGAACAAUAUGGUCAAAAAAAGGUCCUGGGGUAGUUGCCAACCAAAGGCGACGCACCCUAAGCGAAUGCGCCGAUCCCACAGCAAAUUCCCAUUCGAUUCAAUCUGCGAACCUCCCCUCCGUCGACAUCACCACCAGCACUUCCCGCAGCACCCCGUCGCUCGCAAUAAUGGCUGCCAUCAACAAGAUCGCCCCCAACUCGCCGUCCCGGCAGAACCCCUCCGAGCUGGAGACCGCGAUCGCCGGCGCUCUCUUCGACCUCGAGAGCAACACACAGGACCUGAAGGCCAGCCUUCGUCCCCUGCAGUUCGUCUCUGCCCGCGAGGUUGAGGUCGGCCACGGCAAGAAGGCCAUCAUUGUCUUCGUCCCCGUCCCCCUCCUGACCAACUUCCACAAGAUCCAGCAGCGUCUUACCCGCGAGCUCGAGAAGAAGUUCUCCGACCGCCACGUUCUCUUCGUGGCUCAGCGCCGCAUCCUGCCCCGCCCCAAGCGCUCCGCCAACUCGCGCACCACCCAGACCCAGAAGCGCCCCCGCUCGCGCACUCUGACCGCUGUCCACGACUCCAUCCUCUCCGACCUCGUCUACCCCGUCGAGAUUGUCGGCAAGCGCACCCGCACCAAGGAGGACGGCUCCAAGACCCUCAAGGUCAUCCUCGACGAGAAGGAGCGUGGUGGUGUCGACCACCGCCUCGAUGCCUACGGCGAGGUCUACCGCCGCCUCACCGGCCGCUCCGUUGCCUUCGAGUUCCCCCAGAGCGGCGCUGAGUUCUAAAUGCACAUUUAGAAUUCAUUGUUCACUUUGACUUUUUUUGGGGCUAGGGGCUUGGAAUGUGCUCGGUUGAUGCGUGGGAAAAUGGCAUUGUUUCUAGUUUUGAAUUGUUGCUAGAUUCAACGCCAUUCAUGGGUUCCAAAGAGAUGAUCUCCAUAAAAAUGCAUUGACGGUUUUUUCUCUUUUCUUUUUUUGCCCCCAGUCACUGGUUGCAUUGGUUUUUGUAUCCGGUGUGAGCUCUGGGUGAGGCGAUGGAGUUGAGUUCUCUCUCUGUCUCCCGAUCUAAUGAAGGUGGGAUGGAAUCUCUGAUAGUAUUCCAAUUCAACAAUUCCGACUUUUCA